GUGAAGACUUUAUGAACCAAAGGACAAAUGUGGGUAGAAAAUUAGUUCAAGUGGGUAAGGAGGAAGAAAAACGCUGAGAUUCGUUUGACAACUUCUUUAGAUGUUGCAAGAUUUCUCAUAAUGCAAGGGGAUGCUUUCCGUGGACAUGAUGAGUCUUCUACUUCGCUUAACAAGGGUACAUUUAGAGAAAUGGUUGAUUGGUACAAAGAUAAGGUUGAGAUAGUGAAGGCGACAUAUGAAAAAGGUUACAAAAAUUGCCAAAUGUUAUCUCCUUAUGUGCAGAAAGAUCUUCAGCAUGUUGAGAGUUGUACAGCAUGCAGGUUUUGUGAAUGAUGAAGGGAAAGUGAUGGAGAGAUUUCUUGGACUUCAGCAUGUUGAGAGUUGUACAGCUAUUGCAUUGAAAGAAGCUUUGGUCCGUAUGCUUUCAAAGUCGUAAGUUAUCAAUCUCUAUGCUUCGUGGGCAAGGGUAUGAUGGAGCUUCUAAUAUGAGAGGUGAAUUUAAUGGAAAUUGAUUCGUGAUGAGAAUCCUUAUGCUUUCUAUGUGCAUUGUUUUGCCCAUCAAUUGCAACUAGUGGUUGUUUCUGUCUCAACUUCUAGUGCAGAUAUUACAUAUUUCUUUAACUAUGUUCCUUCAAUAGUCAACACUGUGGGUGCAUCUUGUAUGAGAAAGGAUGUUUUGCUUGCAAAGCAUCAUGAUGUGUUGUUAGAAAAGAUUGAGAAUGGUGUGAUUAUGACCGGAAGAGGUUUAAACCAGGAAAGUGGUCUAGCUAGACCUGAAGACACCAGAUGGGAUUCACAUCUUAAAACUUUGCUUCGCAUUUUGGUGAUGUGGGAGGCUAUCAUAGAUGUCCUUGAGAUAGUCAAGAAAGAUUCUGUUAAACCAGCAUGUACUGGAGGAGCUUUAGGUUUAAUUGGAAAAAUGGAGAGCUUUGAUUUUGUGUUCAUCAUGCAUUUGAUGAUAGAAUUGUUGGGCAUGACAGAUAUUUUGUCACGUGCUUUGCAAAGGAAAGACCAAGACAUAGUUGAAGCUAUGCAUUUGAUAACGGAUGUGAAAGAUAGCUUGCAGGAUAUAAGAGAAAAUGGAUGGGAGCCCUUACUCAAAAAAGUGAAAACUUUCUAUGAGAAGAAUGAGAUUGAAGUGCCGGAUAUGGAUGAGGAAAUAAAUAUCAGAGGGACAUCUAGACGUAGGAAGCAAAAGAUUGCUUCUUCGGAUGAAUAAUGGGUGUCACCGUCACGCCCGUCGUCUAUUAGUCUCGUACUUUGGCUUUUCGGUAUGGAUAAACUGCAUUUUUAUUUUUUCAUGAUGUAUUUUUAAAUUUUCAUCCGUCAUUGAUGUUUCAAUAUCAUAUUGCUUCAAACUAUUAUAUUUCUCUUUUGUGGGGUGUCUUAAUGGAGCUGCAAGUUGUUGUA
This is a messenger RNA of Panicum virgatum (switchgrass), 1410 nucleotides long. RefSeq lists its product as uncharacterized. The transcript is spliced from 2 exons. Bases 662 to 1219 code for a protein of 185 amino acids. NCBI's taxonomy places the organism in Eukaryota, Viridiplantae, Streptophyta, Magnoliopsida, Poales, Poaceae. The record is from RefSeq and is a predicted model, not a curated record.